CGGCUUUCAUGUAUCACUGAAGACAGGCCAUCAAAUACCAGGUGGAUGAUGCUGAAGAUUUGGAGGAAAAAAUGGACACCUAGGCAACCAUGAGGGACCAGAGGAUUUAGAGUCAAACACCCUUGGAUGGCCUUCAGAAUGGAACAGAGUAAAUGCCAGAAGUUGAGUGUCUUCCAAACCCUAUUGACAAGAAAGUCUUCCACAGGAACCCAAACACAGAUUGUGAGAAGUGUCAGAACUCCUUCAUUGACAACAGUGCUGUUCAUGGACCCCCUACAUUUGUGAAGUACACUGCAAUGCACAAGAUCACCAAGGGGAGAAACUGCUAUGAGUAUGUGGAUGAGAAGGAUGAAUCUCAGAGCAAUUGGAUGAGCAGAACCAAAGCCAGAGAUUCAUCCAUGUCCAUCAUGCUCUCUGGCCUUCUCCACUCAGAAAUUCCUCAGUCAACAUGUAGAAUGCACGCACUCCUCUCAGAUCUCCCUGGGAACAUCUGGAAGAAAAUACCUCCAACCAGACACUCCCUGCCCCAAGGAUGAGAAUCAGGAGCCCCAACAUUCUGAUCCUCACAGCUGGAAUAACAAAACCAAAGGUCAAGAAGU
Molecule: messenger RNA, 599 nt
Organism: Otolemur garnettii (small-eared galago)
Lineage: Eukaryota; Metazoa; Chordata; Mammalia; Primates; Galagidae
Gene: PRDM7
Product: PR/SET domain 7
Exons: 5
Coding region: 153-536 (127 amino acids)
Source: RefSeq, a predicted model, not a curated record